Messenger RNA from Bemisia tabaci, 699 nucleotides. The record is from RefSeq and is a predicted model, not a curated record. NCBI's taxonomy places the organism in Eukaryota, Metazoa, Arthropoda, Insecta, Hemiptera, Aleyrodidae.
GUGGUGGAUUGUGCUGGCAAUGGGAAUGCAGGAUGCAAUGGUGGAGACACAUGUAGUUUACUUAAGUGGCUCGUUAUGAACCAUGUUCCAGUCAAACUAGAAAAAGAUUAUCCCUUAGUUUUGAAAGAUGAAGUUUGUCGACUCAAUGGGUAUGGGUUUGAAGGAGGAAUAGAAGUAGCUGAUAACUACACUUGCGAUAAUUUUGUCGGAAGUGAGUCAAACAUUCUGGAGCUCCUUGCCUUUCAUGGACCUGUGAUAGCUGCCGUGAAUGCACUUCCAUGGCAGUAUUAUAUUGGUGGAGUCAUCCAGUAUCAUUGUGACGGAGCGCUGCAAAAUAUCAAUCAUGCUGUACAAAUCGUUGGAUACGAUACCACUGCUGCUAUUCCACACUACAUCAUCAGAAACUCGUGGGGCCCCUAUUUUGGUGAUAAUGGAUAUGCUUAUCUUGCAAUCGGCGGUAAUAUUUGUGGUAUUGGGACUGAAGUUUCAUCACUUGAUGUUCUCCAGAAGUGAAGUCAAGGAACAUUCCCCUGUUUUAAGUAAUACUCACCCCUCUGACGCAGGUAACAAUAGCCUUACGAACAAAUUUGUUCACUUGACUGCUCAUUACUUGGACCAUGGUCUGAAGCCUUUGCUCAUGUGAUUCUAAAUUGUUCCCCAUCAUUGAAUAAUCUAUAUAAAAGCCUUUUUCCAAGUUCA